AUAGAGCCAGAGCAGUGUUGUUUUCAUCGCUGAAAGUUGAUAGAGACGUGCCAACAUCAGUGAAUUUAGGCGAACGAGCUAAGCUUGCAAGAGACCGCUGAUUUAUUUAGAGUACUAUAAAGUGUAGGUCCGUUUGGCUGGGGUUGCCUUGCAGAGUUCGGACUUGCGGUCGGGCUUUCUGCAGUCGACGACGGCAGAAGCCAGUCGGUUGGCCUCCCGUAGUAAACAGCGAUGGAGAAGACUGAGUACAUCGAUGUCCCAGAAUGGGUGAUCAUCCACGAGCUCUAUGAAGGCGAGAACUCGCAUGAAGCAUUUGAAAUGGACUUUGACCGUGCCCUCGAAGCAGGACCAGCGUCCAUAAUUGUGGAGCCCCGGCGGCUAGGGGAGGAAACAGCCCGCUGGAUUGCACUCGGAAAUUGCCUUCAUCAGACGUCCCUCCUGUCCGGAAUUGGAUCACUAGCAACAACCCUUCUCCUGUGCCCACCGUCGCCUACGCCAUCUUCUGCUCAUACCCUGUUUGUGAUUGGCGCCCCAUUGGCCGGCGUCAGCGCCUUCUGUGCCGCCGUCUACUCGCUGUCGUGGGCAACCGACCCCUGCAUCCACUACCAGGUCGAGAAAGAUCAGGCUGUCCUCGAUCGGCUACCGCUGAGGGAACUGGCCAAUCCACAGCCACUAGUGCUGGUGCGCAGGGACGAGCGAAAGAAGCGAGCGGCACACCUUGUCACAACAGGCCUGGCUGUCGGUGUGGUGUUGUGGAGGCUAUACCAAGUGUGGCGCAAUGGAGAGACUGGAGCCCUCCCAGCAUACAGCUAGGGCUCGUCAUAUAUGCACAGGCAACACCGUUUAAAAACAAAGUAUCUAGAUAUCAACAAACAAGUAUGUGGAGGUGGCAAAGGUGAUAGUGGUGAACUCCAGCUGCUUUAGGCUGCUGCUGCUCACGGGGACAAACAAGCUUUGUCACUGCACAUAAUGAACAGGAAGCGGUGGCCUUGUUGACCUUUUUGUUUCAGUAGCUAACAUUUUAUUAUCUUUCUUGAUUGAUUUUUGUGUGUAUUAAGUGCGAAGGAACUUGUUAAGAUGCAGAGGAUCAUUUGAAAUCUAGCUUGCUUCACAUAUGUAAAAUAUUCUUGAAAAAUUGAUGCAAACAUAAAAGACGAGUGCCUUGUUUGAAAUGCUGUGUUAAAAUCUGUGCCUAAGCUGCAACUGCGAGUUUGGUUGUUUUGCUGUGCCGACAGUGACUGGGCACCCAAGGUGAUACACAAACUGCAGCAGCUUUUGCGCAAUGUCUUUGAGGGCUGCAUAAUAUGACGCUUAUAGAAAAGAGGAAAUGAUUGCCUUUUGAAGCGUGCUUAUAUAACGGAGAGAACGAAAUGAGUUUCAAUUGUUUCUUGGAGUUAAACUUUUUUUCCUCUUGUGCUUUAGUCUAAAGGCAGCUGUGAAAAAGAAAUAUAGUACUUAUUGUAUCUUGUUGGGGAAAUUAUGAAAAGCAGACAGCUUGCCCAUAUGCAUUAAACAGUGUUCUCAUUAAACAUUCACCAUGCUUCCAUGUAAA
Molecule: messenger RNA, 1552 nt
Organism: Dermacentor silvarum
Lineage: Eukaryota; Metazoa; Arthropoda; Arachnida; Ixodida; Ixodidae
Gene: Pmi
Product: transmembrane protein 11, mitochondrial
Exons: 2
Coding region: 232-813 (193 amino acids)
Biological process (GO): inner mitochondrial membrane organization
Cellular component (GO): mitochondrial inner membrane
Source: RefSeq, a predicted model, not a curated record